UUUAACAUAUUAUAAUGGAAAACGGCAAUACCACAGAACCGUUUCGUGGAUAAUGUAUAACUCAGUUUCAUUGCAGAAGAAGCACUGGCGCUUUAGUUCACUUUCGUUUUCGCUGCAAAGUGAAAGUAAACUUUAGCCUGUGUUUGAGGAGUCUUAACUGCGUUUUCAUCGAUGAAUGCAGUUGUUGAAGAUAAUUAAGUGAAAUCUCAACACGUUAUACUCGCUGUCUUUUGUGAAAGCCAGGGAUGGCUGAGGGCCAAAGCAGCAACAGCUCCAUGAAGAUAUUGAAGCCUGACGUACUGCACAAUGGCAAAAAAAACUCAGAUGUGGCCGACGGAGGAGAAAUCAGCAAACGCUCCAGGGAGAUGACAGAAGGGUUUCAGACUGGAGAACUGCACAAGAGCAAAGAAAUGUUAGAGGACUUCAGAAACAACUCUGAGCAGGUGAAACAGUGUUUUCAAUCUGCUAUAAAUCCUGAUGGAAAGGCAAGCUCAGUUCAGGCAGGCCGCUCAUCCCCUGGACCCCCCUACCCUGCACCUUCCUCUACUGGACCCUCAUAUCCUGGACCCUCCUACCCUGCACCUUCCUCUACUGGACCCUCAUACUCUGGACCCUCCUACUCUGCACCUUCCUCUACUGGACCCUCAUACUCUGGACCCUCCUACCCUGCACCUUCCUCUACUGGACCCUCAUACUCUGGACCCUCCUACUCUGCACCUUCCUCUACUGGACCCUCAUACUCUGGACCCUCCUACCCUGCACCUUCCUCUACUGGACCCUCAUACUCUGGACCCUCCUACCCUGCACCUUCCUCUACUGGACCCUCAUACUCUGGACCCUCCUACUCUGCACCUUCCUCUACUGGACCCUCAUACUCUGGACCCUCCUACCCUGCACCUUCCUCUACUGGACCCUCAUACUCUGGACCCUCCUACCCUGCACCUUCCUCUACUGGACCCUCAUACUCUGGACCCUCCUACCCUGCACCUUCCUCUACUGGACCCUCAUCCCCUGGACCCCCCUACCCUGCACCUUCCUCUACUGGACCCUCAUACCCUGGACCCUCCUACCCUGGACAUUCCUCUACUGGACCCUCAUACCCUGGACCCUCCUACCCUGGACAUUCCUCUACUGGACCCUCAUACCCUGGACGCUCCUACCCUGGACAUUCCUCUACUGGACCCUUCUCCCCUGGACCCUCCUCCUCUGGACCUUCUUCCUCUGUACCCUCCUCCCCUGGACCCUCCUCCUCUGGACCUUCUUCCUCUGUACCCUCCUCCUCUGGACCCUCCUCCUCUGGACCCUCUUCCUCAGUACCCUCCUCCUCUGGACCUUCCUCCUCAGUACCCUCUUCCUCUGAACCCUCCAGUUCCCCGGAUGUUGUAAGUGCUACACAUGUUGAGAGGGCUGAAGCAGUGAGGAAGAAGAGGGAGGACGGCCCUUCAUCUUGUUACCUGCUGAAGGAUAUGAAGAUAAUUCCACAAUGUGACAUCAAGCUGGGACAUCUGCACUUCAGCAAAACUCACACUGUCCUCGUAGAUGUGGACAUUUUCAACGGUGGAGCAGGACUUAUACCUCAGGACGGAAGAGACGUGUGGCACAAUGACUUUGUGAAAAUGCCGUAUUCUCAGUCGAGUCACAUGAAGACUGGAUAUACGAAGCAAAACAACACGGUUAGGUGGGAAGUGAUCUACAAGCAGCUGAGAUCUCUGUCCAAGAAGACGACAGCCAGCGUCAAAGAUUUGGAGGAUGCUAUCAUCAAAUAUAACCCAAAGUACAAAGGUCAGUGGUCCUUUGAUGCCCUCUCCAGCUUAGUUAAGGCCAACCCGAAUGGAGAUAAUUACUCACCCAAACUAUUUCAAAAGAUAGCUGAGCUGGCCUUGAGGCUGCCUGAGCUCGUGAAGAAGGCCAUCCCGCUGCUUAAGAGGGGACACACUGCAGCCAUCACCCUGUCACAAACUCAGAUAGCCUGCCUGCUCGCCAAUGCAUUUUUCUGCACUUACCCUCACCGCAACUUCUCCGGUCCUAAAGCAGAGUACCACAACUACCCCUCCAUCAACUUCACCCGUCUGUUUGGUAACUCGUCGUUCCGGAAGAAGCAGAAGCUGAGGGCCAUCAUGCAUUACUUUCAGCAAGUCACAGCCAAGGAACAAACAGGACUGGUGACGUUUGAGAGACGCUGCCUCAGAGACACUGAGUUACCCAACUGGAAAAACUGUAACAAGAAGAUGCAUAAACUGCAUGUUGCCUCACAUGGCACCAUUGAGAAUGAAGGAAAAGGAAUGCUUCAGGUGGAUUUUGCCUCCAGCUGGAUCGGUGGAGGUGUGCUGGGCUCAGGUCUGGUGCAGGAGGAGAUCCUGUUCAUCAUCAAUCCAGAGCUGAUCGUGUCCCGCCUCUUCACUGAGAAACUUGGGGACAAGGAGUGUCUGAUCGUUACAGGCUCCCAGCAGUUCAGCAAUUACUCUGGUUUCGGGGACACCUUUCAGUGGAAAGAUCCUCAUGAGGAGCGCCUCAACAGAGACCAGUGGGCUCGGCUGCAGAGGCAGAUCGUGGCAAUCGACGCUUUGCACUUCAAACACAGAAGUGAGCAGUACAAUAUGAUCGAUGUCACACGGGAACUAAACAAGGCAUACUGUGGAUUUAUGGGUCAUCGGACCCAUGAGCCCGAUAUCGCUACAGGAAACUGGGGCUGUGGAGCUUUCAAUGGAGACAAACAACUCAAAGCUGUGAUCCAGCUGAUGGCAGCAGCACAGGCAAAGCGAGGUCUGGCCUUCUUCACCUUUGAGGAUGAAAGUCUGAAGCAAGGCCUGCAGCAGACAUACCACCUGCUGGUCACAGAACGAAUUACAGUUGAUAAACUGUACAUACUCCUUGAAGACUACUGUGCCACUCCGCAAGCGUAUGGCAGUGAACAUGUGGAUCUGUUUGAGUUAAUCAGGAUCAACUUCAGCCCUAGGAGUCUGCUGUGAGGACUGAUUCAUCCCUACCUCUGCAUCUGAAUUUGCACUUAAAUCUAAAAGGGAUCUUUAAGUAAAAGAAAUGAAGACGCGUCUGUAUUGAUUAAAGAUCAUCUUUUGCAAAUGUACCUUAUUUUGAUCGUUAAAAGCGUAGCGAUAGCCAGGAAAUCUGGGCAGAGAGAGAUAUGAUGUGUAACAAUGAAGAAAAGACAUGGUUAUUGAACACAGCAUUUUUCAAUGACAUGCCUUAAACAAGGCUUUAGAUCAAUUAAUCCAGAAGGUGUUUUUGAUUUAGUUUCUACACUUUGAUUUAUUCACUUUUUCCUCAAGCCAACUGGCCAAGUUGAGAAACUCAUAAAAAAUAAAAUGUCUCAGUGUGAAUCAUAUGUCAUUUUAGCUCCAUCAGUUGCUCUAAAAGCCUGAGAGAAGUUAGCGUUAGACCAGUACUCUCACACUCAGUCAGCUGCUGCAGGUUUUGCAAGUUAAUCCAUUAACAUUCAGCUUUACAAACCAUUGUGACAAGGCAGUUGUUAGUGAGUCUGCUGUAAUACCUCUUACUGUACUACUUACUUAAUAUUACAGCCGUUUCAAAUCAACUGAGGUACAUAGUGUAGGAGUUACAUGUGACUGUGCUGAUUAAUAAAGAUUGAAAGCAUUCUC
This is a messenger RNA of Gymnodraco acuticeps, 3617 nucleotides long. It is a transcript of the gene pargl, whose product is annotated as poly (ADP-ribose) glycohydrolase, like. NCBI's taxonomy places the organism in Eukaryota, Metazoa, Chordata, Actinopteri, Perciformes, Bathydraconidae. The coding region runs from base 246 to 2969 and encodes 907 amino acids. Gene Ontology annotation, cellular component: cytoplasm; nucleus. Gene Ontology annotation, biological process: carbohydrate metabolic process; ATP generation from poly-ADP-D-ribose; regulation of DNA repair. The transcript is spliced from 18 exons. The record is from RefSeq and is a predicted model, not a curated record. Gene Ontology annotation, molecular function: poly(ADP-ribose) glycohydrolase activity.